Molecule: messenger RNA, 16420 nt
Organism: Zalophus californianus (California sea lion)
Lineage: Eukaryota; Metazoa; Chordata; Mammalia; Carnivora; Otariidae
Gene: CHD1
Product: chromodomain helicase DNA binding protein 1
Exons: 37
Coding region: 4077-9473 (1798 amino acids)
Biological process (GO): nucleosome organization; regulation of transcription by RNA polymerase II
Cellular component (GO): chromatin; nucleus
Molecular function (GO): chromatin binding; histone binding; ATP-dependent chromatin remodeler activity
Source: RefSeq, a predicted model, not a curated record
CAAUUAAAGGUAACUUUCCAGUGACCUUUAGAAAUGUGUGGCUAGAGUGUCAUGUGUCUCCUAGGAAUGAUGGGAGGCAACGCUGGGAUAAGAUUGUGAAAAGACUAAUUAAAAUAUUAUGUACGCAAAUUUGUAGUAUAUUUAAAAAAUACAUAUUUAAGGCAGGGGAGUGAUUUCAUUAGAUUUCAAUUCUGAAGGAAGCCACAGGGUGAGCUAGAGGGAAAGACGCAGAGAAAUUGGAGCUUAUAUAAAUAAAGUAGUAGAGAUUAAGAAAGGGUGAAGACGACAUACACCAGGUAAAAUGAACAGCAACUAAAGGAUCUGCAGGAGAGGAAUAAUACAUUAGUAACUAAUGUAUUAUUAGAGUAACUAUUAGUUACUCUAAUAAUAAAUUAGAGGAGUAGAAUCUUUACAUCCAGAUCAAUGGUUAGAUUUUAUAUAUAGUUGCCUCUUGGUAUAACCUCUAAAAACUUUCCAUUUGAAAUUUAACUUGUGAUUCAAGAAUUUAUCAGUAAAACCCCCAUAUACAAUGGCCAUAAGCAAGGUGAACGAACUGUUGGUGGAUAUCUGAAAAAUCCAGAAAAAAAUUUCUAAACACUAUCUAGAACCUAGAAAUUAUGCGUAUCAGAAGAGGAAAGGAAAGGGAGUAUCCAGCAUGCAUAGUUAGGAAAAAAUUUCCUCAGUUACUGACUCCUGCCCCCUGUUCAACACUGGGAACCAGAGCUCCUGUCAUAGAAUUUUAAUGAUUAAAAAAAUAGAAAAUGUAAUAUUCACUAUAAGGUGACUUAGAAUUUCAUGGGUUCUAUUUAUAAAGGACUUUGUAAAUUUAAGUAUAUUUGGAAAGCUAUUCUUCUGUUUGGGAAGGAUCUGGGGUAUAAUGACAUAGGUUUAGAUUCUAGGCUAUUUUAAUACUGUUCUGAUUGUUUUAGCAGCUUCUCAUACACAAAUCCUCUAGGCAACAAGAAUAUAAUUAUGGAAUUAAAAUCCUAUCUUGGCAUCCAAAACAUUCAUGAGAAAAGCAAGAGUUAUCAUUGUAUUUAUGUUGAACAUCUCACAAUUCUCGGUAAGUGGUUCUCAAUCUAUCUCCACCUAUGGAUACCCAUCAGUAACUAGUCCUAGCAGAGCAUAUCAGAAUCAAGGUCCCAUAAAGUGCUGUCCUAGAUUUUAUAAACAUAAUAUGCUUUCCAAAGAAUAUGAAAUUUCUCAAAUGGGAAAUAAUAAAGACUUCCUGGUUGACAUUAAUUUUCAAGGAUUUUUGCUAGUCAUGUGCUGAGAUUAUCAACUGUCUAUUGUUUUUAGUACCAAUAGAGAGAGAUAAGGACAGAGUUUGUCCAAACAAAGUGAAACUAAAAAUUUAACUGUGCAGAUAACAAAUGGACAAAAAAAUACUCUUGCUUUAUUCAUCAAAUAACUUUUAAAAAACUUAACUGGCAAGACUGUUCCCACUUCCCACAAAUAGCCUGUAUUUCUCCACAUUCUCAACAGUAAUUCUAAAAUUCUGUGGAGUCAUAAACUAUAUUAUGAUAUUACCAGAAAUAUAAAUCUCAAAGUUUCAAUAUUUUGUUACAAAUUUAUUAAGACUUAUUUUGCAAAAAGGUGCCUAUAGAGUUUAUGUGUAGUAUGUCACAACCAAAUGGCACAGUUUAAAAAGGUCUGUGAUGUGCUUUCAGAAAACAUAUAUAUAAUUCAUACAAUUCUUUUUUGUAAGAUAAUGAUAAAAUGUAGUACAGAUAUAAUUCAAGUCUUUAUCAUCCGAAUCAUUCUUCUGAUUACAAAAUUCUUUAUCUGCAAUGGUUACUGUUUUUCUGGGGCUUUUUCCUUUUACUUACCACUCUAGUAAUUCAAUAAAGAAAUUAGUCUGAGGCACAGGAAGCCCCUAUCCUUAAGGCACCUUUAUCAUAUUUUCAAAGCAUAACAUUAAAAACUAGUAGUUAGUUCCUACUUUUAGGGACUUCAGAAAUGGGUAUUUGUUAUGACCUUAUUCUUCACAACCCAGCAUUACAGCUAUUUAAUAACUAGGAAAAAAGAAAAUUAAAAAAAAUUGCUGAGCACAGAUCAUUUUACAAAUUAUGGUAGUGUUACGUUUUAUUACUUCAUGAUAAACAUUUUUUUUCGAGUAGACCAUGUGUACUUAUUUCCCUUUCCCUACUUCCCAAAGGUGAAUAUACCCUUCCAUACAAUGAACACAUAUUUGGAAUUCUGUUUUGAGAUCUUUUUGAAGGCUUUAAACCAAACUGUUUCAACAGCUGGUGGACUAAAACAUGAGUAUUUCCCACAAACGAAAAUAAUUAUUUUGGGAAUGCAGCUACCACAUUCAAACUCACUAGGCUUGGAAGGUGGGCCUUUGCACCAAAUCCAAUCACUGGCGAUUAGGAUUAGAGUUUUAUCAUUAACCUCGAGUGAGUCAAGACUGACCAAUGGACUGGGAAAAAAAAGUAUAAAAGAAUUUUGAUUUAUAAAUGCUUUUAAAAAGAGUGAAGUAGGACACUACCGUGCUUGAAAGGGGUGUUUCCUUCCACACUUAUAAAGGGUUAUAACUUAGGCCCGCAGUUACAGUUAUGAAAGAAACCGUCAACUAAACUGCAGCAGGUUAAACCGACACAGUUACUAACGUCCCGGAGUUGCUUUUCUGUUGCGAGUCGGCACCGCACCCUCCACCCCGCCCUCCAGGAAAAGACUUAGAAAGGUAGUAAAAGCUUUUUACUGAACCAGGCAAGGGCUACCCACAAAUGAAUCAAUCACAGGAGGACAACAACUCGGUCUCUCUCUUUCUCCGUCUCCUCAGGAGCCCCGCCCUUUCGGGGCAUGAGACCCCCGAGGGAGCCCGUGUCACACGUCGCCUAAGCGUAGGAGGCGGCGGGAGGUGACCACAGUUGCCCAACAGUUGGGUUCCCAGGCUGCCUGGUGUGACGCACAGCCCCCUGCCCACCCCUCCGGACAGGCGCUCAGACUAGGCCGAGGGAGCUAUGGUUCCAGGCCUGGGCAACCAGACUCCACGCAAGAUCCUGCUCCCUCGGCUUAUCCAACUUGGCCCUCCCGCGGCACUCCUAGCCCCAACGUAGUUUUUAGCGUUUCCCCACCCCCCUGCUUCCCCCGUAGCUUCUCAGUCUCUCCGCCGCGACGUCCUUGCGUAAUCGUUCCGAGUGACAGCAGCGUCCAUACCCGCACGGAGCGAGCCUGCAGCUCCCACUUCCCGGAAUUCAAUUCCCGGCCACUAAGAGAGGGCGCCCGAGCAAGGAUCAGCGGCCCACGGCCGUGGCCAGAGUCCGGCGGCCUCCGCGCGGCGAGCGUGCGCGCUCCCAUUCAUGCGCGUGCGCGCAUUCACUCUUCGCCCUCCUCAGCACCAAUAGCUUUCCUUCUACACCCCACGACUCCACAACGUAGCCCCUCCCACCGCCCGCGCGCCAGCCGGAGGUGUUCGGCGUGCGCGCUCCCGUUCGCCCGCCGGCCCGCCUCGCGCCCAGUGGGGAAGGGGAGUGAGCAGAGGAGCUUACGUCGCGCGGGAGGCGGAGGCGACGGCGACCUCGGUGGUGGCGGCGGCGGAGGCGGCUACGACGGAGACGGUUGCGCUCGCUCUCUCGGCGUCAUGGCGGCUGCCGGGAGCCGAUAAGCGGCGGGAGCGGGAGCGCGCGCGUGGUCGCGGCGACAACGACGGCUCGUUAAUUCUCGCUUUUGCUGCCUUCGCCGUUGGUGCUUCAAUAAUGAAUUGAUUGUUGGAUCCGCUCCGCAGGGGAUCGCGCGUUGGUGCCGCGGCCCGGGGCUUCCCCUUCCCCUCCGCGUCCUUCCCCUUCCCCCUCCUCACGGACUCCUGCUUACCCCGAGACGCCCGGAGCCCGAGGACUCACUCGGCGGCAGAGACCGCGGGCCCGGGCGCGGGGGAGGCCGCCGACCCGAGUCGGCUCCCUCCGCCCCGCGAAGCCUGCACGCCCGCCGGUGAAUCAAAAAGGGCCCAGGAAGCCUGUGAAUGUUGGAGAAAAUUCAUCUGUGAAUUUUUGAUGUUUAAGGAGUUCGUAUUUGUAUUCAUCUUUUAAACUGGGAAGAUUUAUAUUUUAUUUUAAAACUUCUUGAUAUUUACAAUGAAUGGACACAGUGAUGAAGAAAGUGUUAGAAACAGUAGUGGAGAAUCAAGCCAGUCGGAUGAUGAUUCUGGGUCAGCUUCAGGCUCAGGAUCUGGUUCAAGUUCUGGAAGCAGUAGUGAUGGAAGCAGUAGCCAGUCAGGUAGCAGUGACUCUGAAUCUGGAUCUGAAUCGGGCAGUCAGUCAGAGUCUGAAUCAGAUACUUCCCGAGAAAACAAAGUCCAAGCAAAACCACCGAAAGUUGAUGGAGCUGAGUUUUGGAAAUCUAGCCCUAGUAUUCUGGCCGUUCAGAGAUCUGCAAUGCUCAAGAAGCAGCAGCAGCAGCAGCAGCAGCAGCAGGCUUCAUCUAAUAGUGGAUCAGAGGAGGAUUCCUCCAGCAGUGAAGAUUCUGAUGACUCAUCGAAUGAGGUCAAAAGGAAAAAGCAUAAAGAUGAAGAUUGGCAAAUGUCUGGGUCAGGAUCUCCAUCUCAGUCUGGUUCAGAUUCAGAAUCUGAAGAAGAAAGAGAUAAAAGCAGUUGUGAUGAAACAGAAUCUGAUUAUGAGCCAAAAAACAAAGUUAAAAGCAGAAAACCUCAAAAUAGAUCUAAGGCAAAAAAUGGGAAGAAAAUUCUUGGACAAAAAAAGAGACAGAUUGAUUCAUCUGAGGAGGAAGAUGAUGAAGAAGAUUAUGAUAAUGAUAAAAGAAGUUCUCGUCGCCAAGCAACUGUCAAUGUUAGCUAUAAAGAAGAUGAAGAAAUGAAAACAGAUUCUGAUGAUCUACUGGAAGUCUGUGGGGAGGAUGUUCCUCAACCUGAGGAAGAGGAAUUUGAAACAAUAGAACGUUUUAUGGAUUGUCGGAUUGGGAGAAAAGGAGCUACUGGUGCUACUACAACCAUCUAUGCAGUUGAAGCAGAUGGUGACCCAAAUGCAGGAUUUGAAAAAAACAAGGAACCAGGCGAGAUCCAAUAUUUAAUUAAAUGGAAAGGAUGGUCCCAUAUUCACAAUACUUGGGAGACAGAAGAAACCCUUAAGCAGCAGAAUGUUAGAGGAAUGAAAAAAUUGGAUAAUUAUAAGAAAAAAGAUCAGGAAACAAAAAGAUGGUUGAAAAAUGCUUCUCCAGAAGAUGUGGAAUAUUACAAUUGCCAGCAGGAACUCACAGAUGAUCUACACAAACAGUAUCAAAUAGUGGAACGAAUAAUUGCUCAUUCCAAUCAGAAGUCAGCAGCUGGUUAUCCUGAUUAUUAUUGCAAGUGGCAGGGCCUUCCAUACUCAGAGUGCAGCUGGGAGGAUGGAGCUCUAAUUUCCAAAAAGUUUCAAGCAUGCAUAGAUGAGUAUUUUAGCAGGAAUCAGUCAAAAACCACUCCUUUUAAAGAUUGCAAAGUAUUAAAACAAAGGCCAAGAUUUGUAGCCCUAAAGAAGCAACCAUCCUAUAUUGGAGGACAUGAGAGUUUAGAAUUAAGAGAUUAUCAACUGAAUGGUUUAAAUUGGCUUGCUCACUCUUGGUGCAAAGGAAAUAGUUGCAUACUUGCUGAUGAAAUGGGCCUUGGAAAAACAAUACAGACGAUCUCAUUUCUGAACUAUUUAUUUCAUGAACAUCAAUUAUAUGGACCUUUUCUGUUAGUAGUACCACUUUCCACUCUUACUUCCUGGCAAAGGGAAAUUCAGACAUGGGCUUCUCAAAUGAAUGCUGUGGUUUAUUUAGGUGACAUUAACAGCAGAAAUAUGAUAAGAACUCAUGAAUGGAUGCAUCCCCAGACCAAACGGUUAAAAUUUAAUAUACUUUUAACAACUUACGAAAUUUUAUUGAAGGAUAAGGCAUUCCUUGGAGGUCUGAAUUGGGCGUUUAUAGGUGUAGAUGAAGCACAUCGAUUAAAGAAUGAUGACUCUCUUCUGUAUAAAACUUUAAUAGACUUUAAGUCCAAUCACCGUCUCCUUAUUACUGGAACUCCUCUACAAAACUCCCUCAAAGAGCUCUGGUCUUUGCUACAUUUCAUUAUGCCAGAAAAGUUUUCUUCCUGGGAAGAUUUUGAAGAAGAACAUGGAAAAGGCAGAGAAUAUGGUUAUGCAAGCCUCCACAAGGAGCUUGAGCCGUUUCUGUUACGCAGAGUUAAAAAAGAUGUGGAAAAAUCUCUUCCUGCCAAGGUUGAGCAGAUUUUAAGAAUGGAAAUGAGUGCUUUACAGAAACAGUAUUACAAAUGGAUAUUAACUAGGAAUUACAAAGCCCUCAGCAAAGGUUCCAAGGGCAGUACCUCAGGCUUUUUGAACAUUAUGAUGGAGCUAAAGAAAUGUUGUAACCAUUGCUACCUCAUUAAACCACCAGAUAAUAAUGAAUUCUAUAAUAAACAGGAGGCCUUACAACACUUAAUCCGUAGUAGCGGAAAAUUGAUUCUUCUUGACAAACUGUUAAUUCGCCUAAGAGAACGAGGCAAUAGAGUUCUUAUUUUUUCUCAAAUGGUGCGGAUGUUAGAUAUACUUGCAGAAUAUUUGAAAUACCGUCAAUUCCCCUUUCAAAGAUUAGAUGGAUCAAUAAAAGGGGAACUGAGAAAACAAGCUCUAGAUCAUUUUAAUGCUGAAGGAUCAGAGGAUUUCUGCUUUUUGCUUUCCACAAGAGCUGGAGGCCUGGGAAUUAAUUUAGCCUCUGCUGACACUGUUGUUAUAUUUGAUUCUGAUUGGAAUCCACAAAAUGAUCUUCAGGCACAGGCUAGAGCUCAUCGAAUUGGGCAGAAGAAACAGGUGAAUAUUUAUCGUCUAGUUACAAAGGGAUCAGUUGAAGAGGAUAUACUUGAAAGGGCCAAAAAGAAGAUGGUUUUGGAUCACCUUGUGAUUCAGAGAAUGGACACAACUGGGAAGACAGUACUACAUACAGGUUCUGCCCCCUCAAGUUCUACUCCUUUCAAUAAAGAAGAAUUAUCAGCCAUUUUAAAGUUUGGCGCUGAGGAACUUUUUAAGGAACCUGAAGGAGAAGAACAAGAGCCCCAGGAAAUGGAUAUAGAUGAAAUCUUGAAGAGGGCUGAAACUCAUGAAAACGAACCAGGCCCUUUAACUGUAGGAGAUGAAUUGCUUUCCCAGUUCAAGGUUGCCAACUUUUCAAAUAUGGAUGAGGAUGACAUUGAGUUGGAACCAGAAAGAAAUUCAAAGAAUUGGGAAGAAAUAAUUCCAGAAGAUCAAAGAAGACGAUUAGAAGAGGAAGAAAGACAAAAGGAACUUGAAGAAAUUUAUAUGCUCCCAAGAAUGAGAAACUGUGCAAAACAGAUUAGUUUUAAUGGAAGUGAAGGGAGGCGCAGUAGAAGUAGGAGAUAUUCCGGAUCUGAUAGUGACUCGAUCUCAGAAAGGAAAAGGCCAAAGAAACGUGGAAGACCACGGACUAUUCCUCGAGAGAAUAUCAAAGGAUUUAGUGAUGCAGAAAUUCGGCGGUUUAUCAAGAGUUACAAGAAAUUUGGUGGCCCUCUGGAAAGAUUAGAUGCAAUUGCUCGGGAUGCUGAAUUAGUUGAUAAGUCAGAGACAGACCUCAGACGACUAGGAGAAUUGGUGCAUAAUGGUUGCAUUAAAGCUUUAAAGGAUAAUUCUUCAGGAACAGAACGAACAGGUGGUAGACUUGGAAAAGUGAAGGGUCCAACAUUCCGAAUAUCAGGUGUACAGGUGAAUGCCAAGCUUGUCAUCUCCCAUGAAGAAGAAUUAAUACCAUUGCACAAAUCCAUUCCUUCAGAUCCAGAAGAAAGAAAACAGUAUACUAUCCCAUGCCACACAAAGGCAGCUCAUUUUGAUAUAGACUGGGGCAAAGAAGAUGAUUCCAAUUUGUUAAUUGGUAUCUACGAAUACGGAUAUGGAAGCUGGGAAAUGAUUAAGAUGGAUCCUGACCUCAGUUUAACACACAAGAUUCUUCCUGAUGAUCCUGAUAAAAAACCACAAGCAAAGCAGUUGCAGACACGUGCAGACUACCUCAUCAAAUUACUUAGUAGAGAUCUUGCAAAAAGAGAAGCUCAGAGACUUUCUGGUGCAGGAGGGUCAAAGAGGAGGAAAGCAAGAACUAAGAAGAAUAAAGCAAUGAAGUCUAUAAAAGUGAAAGAAGAAAUAAAGAGUGAUUCUUCACCCCUGCCUUCAGAGAAGUCCGAUGAAGAUGAUGAUAAGGAUGAGAUCACUUCUGUGAAACAUCCAAAUAAAAAAAUUAAAACAGAAAGAGACAGUGAAGAAAGACCUGAGCCAGAUGUUUUUAUAAAGAAGGAAUCAGAAGAAAAGAGGGAAGCAAAAGAAAAAGAGAAUAAAAGAGAACUUAAGAGGGAGAUAAAAGAAAAAGAGGAUAAGAAAGAUAUAAAGGAAAAAGAUUUUAAAGAGAAAAGAGAAAACAGAGUAAAAGAAGCUAUACAGAAAGAAAAAGACAUAAAGGAAGAAAAGUUGAGCGAAUCCAAGUCUGAUAGCAAGGAAAGAUCCAAGAAAUCUUCAGUGUCAGAUGCUCCAGUUCAUAUCACCGCAAGUGGUGAACCAGUUCCCAUAUCUGAAGAAUCUGAAGAGCUAGAUCAGAAGACAUUCAGCAUUUGUAAAGAAAGGAUGAGGCCUGUCAAAGCAGCUUUGAAACAACUUGAUAGGCCUGAAAAAGGCCUUUCAGAAAGAGAACAACUGGAGCAUACUAGACAGUGUUUAAUAAAAAUUGGAGACCAUAUCACAGAAUGUCUGAAAGAGUAUACAAAUCCUGAACAAAUCAAGCAGUGGAGAAAAAACCUGUGGAUUUUUGUAUCUAAGUUUACGGAGUUUGAUGCAAGAAAAUUACAUAAAUUAUAUAAACAUGCUAUUAAAAAACGGCAGGAAUCUCAGCAAAAUAAUGACCAGAACAGCAACUUGAAUGCUCAAGUGAUUAGAAAUCCAGAUGUGGAAAGAUUAAAAGAGAAUACAAAUCACGAUGAUAGCAGCAGGGACAGUUAUUCAUCUGACAGACACUUAUCUCAAUAUCAUGAUCAUCAUAAAGACCGACAUCAGGGAGAUUCUUACAAAAAGAGUGACUCUAGGAAAAGACCCUAUUCUUCUUUUAGCAAUGGUAAAGAUCAUCGUGACUGGGAUCAUUACAAGCAGGAAAGCAGGUAUUACAGUGAUAGAGAGAAACACAGAAAACUGGAUGAUCACAGGAGUAGAGAUCACAGGUCAAAUUUGGAAGGAAGUUUAAAGGAUAGAUCUCAUUCUGAUCAUCGUUCUCAUUCAGAUCAUCGGUUACAUUCAGACCAUCGGGCAAGUUCUGAAUAUACACACCAUAAAUCUUCCAGGGAUUAUAGGUAUCACUCAGAUUGGCAAAUGGACCACAGAGCUUCCAGUAGUGGCCCCAGAUCACCACUAGAUCAGAGAUCUCCUUAUGGCUCCAGAUCUCCAUUUGAACACUCAAUUGAACACAAAAGUACACCUGAGCAUACCUGGAGUAGUCGGAAAACAUAACAAAAACUGACAUUUUGUCUUUCUGGACUUUUCUUUUAGCCAUAUAUCAUAAACCAACACAGUAAUUGCCUUACAUGACUUGAAAGAUAUAAACAGAUCUUCUAUCAGUAGCAGUAUUGUUACUUCUUUCCAGGAUGCAAGGUCUAUUAUCCCAACAGAAGAGAAAAUAUUUUUAUAUUUAAGGAUUAUGCUGCACUGUACUACAAAUACUGUAGUACUUUUUUUUUUUUUUCUUUUUUAAAGAAAUGGAAAAUGUUUACUAUUACAGGGACCUCAACACUGCCCUUCCAUAUAGGCUGGAUAAAACUGUUUUUAAGUCAGUGAUUUUAGACUGACCUCCAUUUAAAUUAUGUUUGUAUAUGAACUUUACUCUGACCUGUGAUCAUGUUUCAGGAAGGAAUGAAAGAGAGUUCUUUUCUUAAUAAAGAAAAAACACUCAAGGACUUUGUUCACUUUCCAAAGCUACUUGUUUACAUUGUACACUGCGACCACCUUGCCGCUUUUCAUCACAAGCUUGAAUAUUUAAAUUCUGUACUUAUAUCUGUAAAAUAGCCAGGAAUUUCCUGUUUGUGAGCUAUUAUUAUGCCUUUUUACACACACACACACACACACACACACACACACACACACACACAAAUGGCUGUAAAUUAUUGUAAAUGGAUUAAAUGAGCUUUCCUUACUUCCUUUCCCUUCUCAGGCUUUUUUUGACUGUUCCUUUCCCUACCAACUCAGGCCUUCUUAUCAUUUAAAAAUAUCAGUGUAAUAACACUUUUUAAUGAUUUGUCUUGAUGGAAUCAUUGUUUAGAAUGUAAAAAAUGGGGAAAGGGGCCACUUAAUUCCAUUAGUCCUCUUUUUAUAUUGACUAUUUUAUUAGAUACAUGUUAUUUCUUUUUUUUCUUUUUUAGUAAAUAUUGUGUUUGUAGUAACAAAAUGGUGAGAUAAUAUGUAAAAUCUAAACUGCAUGCUCUGGAAACAUUUUUUUCAGAUGCAUUUGGUUUAAAAGGGUAGGUGUAUGAACACUUUUCAGAAUCCAAAAUGGCCAAAAGUUAUUGUAAAUCCAUUUGUUUUCCCUUUUCAUGUGGGCAAUAAUGUCAAAUGUGCUAUGCAGCCAGGUAACAUUUUAGAUAAACUUGAUUGACUUUUAAUAUAAACUGUUACAAUGCACACUGAUUGUAUAUAAAAACCUUAUAUAUGACAAAUUAAAUUUAAGAAAAAGGAUAUGUGGGCUCCUGUAAUUUUCUGCUGCAUUCUUAUUCCCUCAAGCACUUAACUUUUUUUUUUUUUUUAAGUAGUAACGUUUAGCUACCAGGAAAAAGGUAUUUUGGUAAGCAGUUAACUAUUGUUAAUGUGUGGCACUACAGCUAAAUCUAUUUUGAAGAUUAUAUGAAUCUGUGAAGUAAAAUUUAGAUCGUAGAAAUCUUUGUUGGACUCUUGUUGGUUUCCUGCAGAUUUUAUUUUAGAAAGCCUUAUAUUUAUUCACAGAUUUUUAUUUUGUUAUAUUCAGUGGGAAUUUUUGAAUCAUGUAGCAUACAUUCUUGGAUGUGUGCUGUGCUGUAGCAAAUUUGAAUCUUAACCUUGACAAAUAUAAGUAUAUUGGUAUAUGCCUAUAAUAUUCUUAAAUGUGUCCUGUUGAUUAACUGUGGGAGCAAUCUAUGGAAAUUUGUCCAUAGAUGGAUGUAGUUUUUAAACAUUUUCCUUUUAUCCAUUUAGGUCUAAAAUUUUAUGUGUACAAAACAAAGCUUUCCUCCCCCCCCCUUUUUUUGAGUAGUGAUACCUCUUUUAGUUACCCUGGAAAAUAAUAAUCUCUUUUUUCCUGGCAUAUCAGAUAACAUAGGAAGAAUAACUCAUUUUCUAAACAUUAAUUUAUAAUUAAAUAUAAAAGUGAUUAAACAGUUUAGUGCCGGUACACAUUUUUUAAGCUUUUCAACUUUUUUCCACAUUUAGUAUAAAUGAUUAUUCCACAAGAUAGCAUUUAACAAAAAAAUAUAAUACUUAAUGAAAUUCUAAUUUUAACACAGUAAACAGAUCAGGGUUGGCAUUUUUAAUUCAUUUUGUAGCUGGGAUAUUUGCAUUAUAUCCUAUUGUACAGAUUUCAUAGAAGAACAUUAUUACAUAUUUUGAGGCAAUGGAAUGGGCUCUGAUUUCUUAACAAUGCCACAUUUAGUUGAAUAUUUUAGUCACCUAAUUAGUUGAGUUGAAUGAAAAAUCUAAAACUGUAUGUAACAUUAAUUGAUGGAAAAUACGUUCAUUAUUUGUAAGAAGUCGCAAUCCUGUAGAAGAGGAAUAAGCCAUAAAUUUAUUAAAACACAAUGGAGAAGAACAUUAGUGCAUAGAUAUCACAGGGAACAUUCUCUAUAAAAUAUGCUUAAAUUUUGUCUUUUACAUGCUCAUUCUGCUUUGCUAUUUUUAACCAUUUGUGUUUAAAUUUUCAAGGGUGAGAGAUUAUGCAUAGUACUGUACCAGUUAACCCUCCACUUUAAUAAUAUACAAUAAAUGAUUCUUAUUAAAAGCAAUGGCCUGUUUGCUUAUAAAGAAAAUAUUCUUUGUUCAGGAUAUGUUAGAAAAUAAUUUUAGACUGGAAAGCUGUGGAAAACUGGAGUGUGAAUGAUUUCAUUAAUUUCAGAGUGAGUGGCUUAAUAAAACAAACCUUUAUAGCACAAAACAUAGUAGAUUACAUAUGUGAUAAUUUCUAUAAUCCAUUUUUGUAGUUAAGUAAGGAAAAGGUUGUAUAGAUACACUGAUUGACACUGAUUUCAUUUCCAUGAGAUUUAAAGAAUACUCACUGGGGUAAUUGGCAUAAUUCCUGUUCGUUACUCUGUUUCUGACUAAGUAAUAAUGGAGUUUUAUAGUUGUGAUUUUUUUUUUUUUUUUUUGCAAGGAGUGUAGUGAUUUGGGGUGGGGGUAGGUGGUGGAAAAACAGCUAAUUUUUAAAUACAGGAUUCUUUUGGAUUUACCCAACUUCAUUUGAAAUUGUAAUGUGAACUCACAAAUGUGGCUUCAUUGUUAAAAUUUUAAGUGGUUUGUUACUUAGCAAAUAAUGCAAAAAAUACUUUUAAAUGUUUCUAAAUUGAUAUUUAAGCAUGUUAAUAUAAACCAACUAUCAAACCCAUUACUUAAAUUCAAGACUCAAUUUAAAAAUACAGACAGAUCUAUUACAUAUAUUUUAGCACUUCAUGCAAGAUUUGUGAUGAACACGUUUAAGGGCAGAUAACUAGGCAAUAGUACAACAAAAACACCCUGAGACAAAAUAAUGUCAAAAACACUUCUGUGUUGAAAUUUUUAAGUCUUCUAAAUUUAGACAUUUAAAACAAAGCAAUUGAUACUAUAUUUUCUCCUGACAAUGACUGCAGUAAUUGACUUUAUAGAUGCUUUAUGCUAAUUUUUUCCUUCUUUUUUCAACCUAAUAGAUUGAUUUUAUUACAGGAAAUGUUUGGAUUCUUUAUAAAGAAAGACCCAAGGGUAAGAAAUAUUAACUACAUUAAAGAAUGAAAAGUAAGAUUAUUUGGUAAAGUAGGAUUAAAAAAUACUUUCCAGAUUUUUUCCAAAUAUCUAUACAAAUUCUUCAAUGGGGCUUCAUGUGCCAUAUUUUCUAUCCUAAAAGGCCAUUAGUCACCUUGUCCUUUAUUUAAAACAAACUUAACCAAUCUUUAUUUGAAACUGGAUUGGUAGUUCAAACUCCCAAAUGAAUAAGAUGCUUUUAAUUCUAUGUCCCAGUCUACAUUUGAGUCUUGAUCUAAAUAUUAAAUUGAAAUGGUAUAAAUAGUCCCCAAACAAAACCUGAGCUCAUCAUGUUUCUCUUAAAUGAGCUAAGAUACUGACUGCACUGAUCUACAUUAUCUGGCAGGAAUGUGGAUUACCUUGUAGUUUUACUAUUGUAGACUACUGUUAGGUUUCCAAUCUGUCAGUGAGCUGUGGAACUGACCUGGCACUCACUGUUCUUUCCACUUUUUACCUUUCAAAACUUUGCUUUGUCUCUGGUGUUCUUCAGUUUCACUAUGCUGAGUUUAGGUGUGGUUUUGUUUAUUUUUUAAAUUUUUUUAAUUUUAUUUUGUUAGUCACCAUAAAAUACAUCAUUAGUUUUUGAGGUAGUGAUCCACAAGUCAUUGUUUUCGUAUAACACCCCAUGCUCCGGGUUAACCCAAGGAUGGGUAUUAAGGAGGGCACAUAAUGCAUGGAGCACUCUAUAUUUUUUAGAUCAGGUCUUGCCUUGACCAGUUCUUUCUACUUUCUGGAAACCUGUGGUAUUACUCUCAUAACGUUUUUGAUUUCUGUCCUCUGUCUCACCAGCUUUACUGUUUUUCCUUUUCUUUCCAUUUCUCUGCUGAGUAUCUUCAGCUUCAGCUACUCCCCUGAACUCAUCUCCACUUCGAUAUCUAAUAGGCAUCUAAUCUUAAAAUAUGGAAAACCAGACUCAGCCCUUCUCCACCAAUAACAUUAAGAAAAAACACAACUGCCAAUGUUCCAUAAUUUUUGAUAAAUGAAUGGACUUGGCAUUCACAACUUUAUAAUAUGUGGCACUUGACCCCUAGCUAUUUCUAGUCUUUCUCUCUCACUCAUGCUACUCCAUUGUUUAGAAUACCCCAAAGAAUAAUUCUGGGACUUUGCAUUGCUGGUCCCUCUGUCAAGAAUACCUUUAUCCCUAAUUUGUACAAAGCUUACUCCCUCGCUUAAAUAAUUAAAGUCUCUGCUCACAUGUCACGUCAAGUCUCUAAACUGGUACCCUGCCCCUGUCAAUCAUUUUUAAAUCCCUUUUCUUUUCCUUCUAGCACUUACCAUUACUUGACUUCUGGUUUUUUUCAUUUGUCAUUGACUGCCUCCCCAUGAACAUGUAAGUUCCAUUAGGGGAAGGACUUCAUCUUAUCCACUGCUGUAACCCCAGGAGCUAACCCAAUGCCUCACAUAUCAGUUGCAUUUUUUUCAUUAUUUUGGUUCUUUCCCAGAAAUGCUAUGUGCCAUAAGUGGCCAGCAUUAUUAAACUUUUUGUCUUUCCGUUAUCACCUGAUCUGUUAGUAUAUUUGGAAACAUUUAUAUGCCUUAUCAGUAUCUCUUAUUACUAGAGUCUUUUUACUAUCUUUUGCUUUUUAACUAAUAAGAAUCACCUGAAACAUAAAUACCUAAGUCUCAUCUAGAAAUUAAAAUAUAGAAAGGCCUUAAUACGAUUUGGGGGAUUUUAAUAUUUAUUUUAUUGACUUGAAUAAUACAGAGGUUAAGUCUCCUCUUAAAACACUAUGCUUAUAUAUAAAUAAAAAACUGGUAUUUGUAACUUAUGGCUGCUUAGGAAAGAUGAUACUUUGUGAAGAGAUAUUCAGAGGUGUGGUAUGUAAUAGGAAAAUAUAAAACAUUUUAUUUUGUUCCUUUAUCUUUUGAUAAGAAAUAUGUUUUUAGGUGGCAUGAUAGACUUUUUCUACUCGAAAGAACACAACUUGUAAAGACACCAUAAUGCAAGAGAAACAUGUUGCAUUUCCAAUGUCUUUAAGGUGAAAUAGCCAAAAAAGAAAAAAUUCCCUCCCUGGCUGGUUUUUGAUAUUUUUUCCCAUUAAAAAUUUAGAUCAUGUUUACAUAAGGUAAAUUCAUCCUUUUUAGGUAUACAUUGUAAUAAGCUUUGACAUAUUAUACAGUUAUUCAACCACCAACAUAUUUAAGAUACAAAAACCUUUCCAGCACCCCAAAAAAGUUAUCCUGUACUAAUUUCCCCAUACUUAGUCCCUGGCAACCACUGAUUUGCCCCCAUAGUUUUACCUUUUCCAUAAUGUUAUUUAAAAGGAACAUACAAAAUAUAGGCUUUGAGCCGACCUUUCACUUAGUAUAAUGUUUUUGAGAUUCAUCUGUGUUUUUGCAUUAACAGUAGCUCAUUACUUUUUAAGUGCUGUUCUUCAUACUGAAUGUUCUACAGUUUGUUUAUCCAUUCACCAACUGGGUUUCCAGUCGUUUGGCCAUUAUGAAUAAAGAUGCAAUAAACUGUCAUGGACAAGUCUCUGGAUAGGCAUAUUCUAACCUUGGGAAGUACUUUGGGAUUUCUAGGUUGUAUGGUAAAGUAUAUGUUUUACUUUACAAAAAACUGCCAAACUAUUUUCCAAAGCAGGUAUGCCAUUUUAUGUUCCCACCAGCUAUAGAUGAGAGUUCUUGUUGCUCUUUAACCAUGUGAGCAUUUUGUAUGGUAGGGUUUGCUUGUUUGUUUUUUUCAUGUCGUCAUUCUGGUAGGUGUCUAGGGGUAACGAGUAAUUUGCAUUUCCCUAGUGACUAAUGGUAUUCAACAUCUUUUAAUGUGUUUGUCAUUCUUCUUUCUAAUCUUCAAAUUUUUUUCCAAUUUUAUAAAUAGAAUUGUUGAUACAAUUCACGUAUCAGAUAAACUGCAAAUAUUUUCUCCUAGUCUGUGACUUGUCUUCAUUUUUUUAAGUGUCUUUGGAAAUGCAGAAUUUAAAGAUUUUUGAAAAAAUCCAGUUUUUCCCUUUUUUUCCUUCUAUGGUUCCUUCUUUGUGUGUAGAAAUCUUUGCCUAACACAAGAUCACAAAGAUUUUUCUUACACGUUUUCUUUUAACAGGAUUAUACUUUUAGGAAUUACGUUUAAGUCUGUGAUCCAUCUCAAGUUUUUUGUAUAUAAUGUGCAGAAUGAACGAAAGGUGUGGGGGGGGUUGUUUUUACGUUUUCGUUUUGUUUUUUUGGAUAUGCAUAUCCAAUUUUUCCAGCAUUUGUUGAAAAGACUCUUUUUCCACUGAAUUUCUUUUACUUUAUUGAAAAUCAGUUGUUCAUAUGUAGGUGGGUCUGUGUCUGGGCUUCCUGUUUUGUCCUAUUAAUUUAUAUUUCUGCCUAUGCCAACAACACACUGUUUUGGUUACUGCAAUUUAAAUAGUAAAUUAUGGGAGCACCUGGGUAGCUCAGUCGGUUAAGCGACCGACUCUUGGUUUCAGCUCAGGUCGUGAUUUCAGGGUCGUGGGAGCAAGCCCCAU